UUGGUUUUAAAUUCAGUUCUUGCUAAGCCAUCUGUUCGAAUCGUUGGUUCACAAUGGGUCAUUGUAGCAAUUGGAUUUUUGUUGUAGCUCUGCUAUAUAUUUGUAUAUUUACGUAUUUCGGUAUAGACAAUACUGUAGAUUUGUAUAAAAUCCACAUUUCUGUGGGAAAGGGAAAUGGAACAAAUGUUGUGGAUCCCGAUACCAACACUAAUGAGUAUACACCGGAGGUGAAGUCGGCCCUAAUCUCCUACCACACGGUCCUACUGAUUUUCGCCCUGGCCAUGAUUAUUUCUUCCAAUAUGCUGAUGAUGGGUGUCAUUAAGAAAAAACAUACUUACUUCUUACCAUGGCUUGUCUGUUCGAUACUCGAUGCGGUCUACGACAUUUUAAUAAACUUCUUCGUCGAAACCCCCAAGGAGAAAUCGAGUGUGUAUAUUGCAUCCACAAUCUUUGUUGUUGCAAUGUGGUAUCCCGUCUAUUAUCAAUACAAACGUUUUCUCUAUGCCAAACAAAGCCCCCACGUCACCGAAGUCAAUGCUGUGGUCCCAGACCAUACUUACGAGGGAUAUGUAAUGAAGCCAGGAAAUAAAUCGAUUAUAGUUCCUGUUUGAAACAAAAAAUGUUGAUUUGAAUUGAUUCGAUGACAAUAAAAGAGCAAAAUUAAAAAAUGAUA
This is a messenger RNA of Musca domestica (house fly), 673 nucleotides long. RefSeq lists its product as uncharacterized. Bases 54 to 611 code for a protein of 185 amino acids. NCBI's taxonomy places the organism in Eukaryota, Metazoa, Arthropoda, Insecta, Diptera, Muscidae. The transcript has 4 exons. The record is from RefSeq and is a predicted model, not a curated record.